Molecule: messenger RNA, 906 nt
Organism: Hydractinia symbiolongicarpus
Lineage: Eukaryota; Metazoa; Cnidaria; Hydrozoa; Anthoathecata; Hydractiniidae
Exons: 1
Coding region: 1-906 (301 amino acids)
Molecular function (GO): protein dimerization activity
Source: RefSeq, a predicted model, not a curated record
AUGGAGUCAUUUUCAUUCUAUUUUGGUCUGAAUCUAGGACGCAAGCUUUAUGCUCACACAGAUAAUCUGUCCAUAACACUUCAGAAAGAAAAAAUGUCAGCAAUCAGCGGUAAAGAAUUGGCUGAACUUACGAACAAGACGAUGCAAGGCAUGAGAAACGAGAGAGACUUUGAUAUAUUCUACGAGACAGUUACCAAGUCAGCAAGUUCGAUGGAUUUCGUUUCUUCGCCAACAGCGCCAAGAAAACGCAAAAGACCAAAGUACGACAUCUUGGAAUUUGUGGAAGGAAAUCCAAGCAGCACUGGAGAAGCCUACUAUCCAGAAACUGCUCAUGCCCACCAUAAGGCCAUCUAUUUCGAAGCAAUUGACGUAAUUGUCAGCGCCAUCAAAGAGAGGUUUGAGCAACCUGCCUUCAGAGUAUAUACAGAAGUGGAACAACUGUUGUUGAAGUCAAUAAGUAAAACGCCAGCCGAAGAAGAAAUGAAGACCGUUAAUGCAAGUUUCUGUGAUGACUUUGACGAUCAAUCGUUGUUGUGUGAAUUGGAGUUGGUACCAACUAUCUUUCGUGAAUCCAGUCCUGUCAACUUCAGCGAUGUUGUAGAUGUUGUACAGUCGUUAUCAACCGAAAAACGAAAAUUGAUAAAAAAUGUCGUCAUCAUCAUACGAUUGGUUUUAACAAUGGGAGCUACAUCCGCUACUCCGGAACGAUCAUUUUCUACGAUGAGACGGUUGAAAACCUGGAUACGUUCUAGCAUGAAUCAGAAAAGGUUCAACGAUUUGUCAUUGUUGAACGUACACAAGGAAAUCUUAGAUACGAUUUCUUUAAUAGAUAUUGCCAAUGAGUUUGUAAGGGCUCAUCCAUCUAGGCAAAAUGUUUUUGGUAUUUUUACAGAAAGCGAUUUGUAA